CGGCCAGCUGUUCACUCCUGAGACGCCUGCUUCACAUCCACCAUGAAGGCCCUCCUGCUUCUCGCCCUCUUCUCCGUGUGCAGUGCCAACGUCAUCUGGCAGGAGCCAAAGACCAGCCUGGACGUGGUGAAGGAGGCCUUCUGGGACUAUGUCGCGAAGGCCACGCUCACAGCCGAGGACUCCCUGAAGCAGAUCCGCGAGUCCGAGCUGGGACAGGAAGUGAACUCCAGGAUCUCCCAGAGCGCGGUGGCGGUGAACCAGUACGCGGCGGCCCUCCGGCAGCAGGCGGCGCCCCUCGCCCAGGACUUCCUGAGCCGCCUGUCCCAGGAGGCCGAGCGGCUGAAGGCCGGGCUGGAGAAGGAGCUGAGCGCGGCCCAGCCCGGAGCCCAGCAGCUGCUGGCGGAGCUGCGGGUCCAGGUGGAGCAGCUGCAGAGGGAGGCCGCCCCCUACGUGGAGGCCAUGGACCCCCAGGCCCUGAAGGCCGUGCUGGAGCAGGGCAGCCAGCAGCUGAGGGCCCAAAUGGAGCAGAACCUGGGCCGCAUGCAGGCCCAGAUGGCCCCCUACUCCGAUGAGAUCAGGGAGAAGGUGGAGCAGAGCCUGGACGAGUUCCAGAGGAGCAUGGUGCCCCUGGCCCAGAGCUUCGAGACCCAGCUGGGCCUGAAAAGCCAGGAGGUCCAGCAGAGGCUGGCCCCGUUCGGGGAGGAGCUGAAGGCCAAGCUGGACUCCAGCGCCCAGGACCUGCAGGCCCAGCUGGCCACCCUGUGGGAAACCUUCACCAAGAAGACCCAGUAAAGGGACUGUGGGAACCUGUAUUUAUUCUGAAUCCACCAAGCAUGUGUUCAACACAAUAAAAAGACAAAAAUCUGUCCUCUGUGGUCCGUUUCUGCUGCUCAGAUAAACUGUUUCCUGAUCCUGAACUCAUGUUUCCACUUCUGUCUGUAAUAUCUGCUGGAACACAGCUCAUUUAGUGGAAAUCAGAGCUGGUUCUGAAGGGAAAACCAGCAGAAAGUGUGAGUUCCUUUCCCUCAG
Menidia menidia (Atlantic silverside) is the source of this 1029-nucleotide messenger RNA. NCBI's taxonomy places the organism in Eukaryota, Metazoa, Chordata, Actinopteri, Atheriniformes, Atherinopsidae. The record is from the annotation of a GenBank genome assembly.